AUGACCGCUGACGAAACCAAGAACGCCCCCGCCUCGGCCGCCAAUGGAAGCGGCCCGGCGACCAAUGGCAGUUCGGCCAACGGCUUUGCCAAGGUACCCGUCGUCGAUAUUUCGGUUGCCUUGAAGGCAAACGACCUUGACAGCGUCCAGGGUCUUACCAAGGAUAUCUUCGCUCUCGGCUCCGAGGCGUCCAGUGGCGAUGAGCAGGCCCGCCUUGCCCUCGUCGAGAAGGCUCGAUCCCUUGUACGGGCCCUCGAGACACCCAGGGAAACAAUGAUUAAGCACUGCUGGUCACAGCCCUCUGCCUUCGCUGCCUUGACCGUCGGUGUUGAUACUGGCCUCUUCACGGCACUGGCCGAGAACGACGGAAGUCCAAAGAAGGCCCAGGACUUGGCGCAGAAGAUUGGGGUUGACCCGCCUCUCCUCUGCCGGCUUAUGCGCCAUCUUGGUGCUAUGGGUUACAUCCAAGAGGUUGACGAGGACACCUACAAGCCAACCAACUUCUCCAGCUCCCUCACCAUUCCCAUCAUUGGUGAUGGCUACCCCUGCAUCUCCGGAUGCCUUAUGGCUUCGCUGUCAAAGUUCCCAGAAUAUGCUAUGAAGAAUGGCUACAAGACACCCCAGAGCAUCUCCGAUGGUCCUUUGCAAUAUGCCUACAGCACUGAGCUCAACAUGUUUGAGCAUCUCCACGCCAACCCUCCCUAUGGCUUCCAGUUUAACCACCACAUGGGAGGUUACCGCCAGGGCCGACCCUCGUGGAUGGACGCUGGGUUCUACCCCGUCCAGGAGCGUCUCGUCGAUGGAGCCAAUACUGGACCCGAGGACGUGCUGCUUGUCGACAUUGGAGGCAACCUAGGUCAUGAUUUGGAUGAGUUCCGACGCAAGCACCCGGACGCUCCCGGCCGACUAAUCCUGCAGGAUCUGACUCCUGUGCUGUCACAGAUCAAAGAGCUGGACUCCAAGAUCGAGCGCAUGGAGUACGACUUUUACACCGAGCAGCCUAUCAAGGGCGCCCGAGCUUACUACAUGCACUCCUGUCUGCAUGACUGGCCCGAUGAGGUGGAUGUCAAGAUCCUCAACCGGAUCAAGGAAGCCAUGAAGCCCGGCUACAGCCGUCUGCUCAUCAACGAGAAUGUCAUCCCGCCGAGGCACGCCCAGUGGGAGGCUACCGGCUUGGACAUUAUGAUGCUCACGCUUCUGAGCUCUCGUGAGCGAACGGAAGGCGACUGGCGUCAUCUCCUCGAGACCAUGGCUGGGUUGAAGAUUACCAAGAUCUACACCACAGCCAACGGUGUCGAGAGUAUUAUCGAGUGCGAAUUGGCCGAGUAA
This is a messenger RNA of Scedosporium apiospermum, 1329 nucleotides long. RefSeq lists its product as uncharacterized. The record is from RefSeq and is a predicted model, not a curated record. Gene Ontology annotation, molecular function: O-methyltransferase activity. Bases 1 to 1329 code for a protein of 442 amino acids. The transcript is spliced from 5 exons. NCBI's taxonomy places the organism in Eukaryota, Fungi, Ascomycota, Sordariomycetes, Microascales, Microascaceae.